Molecule: messenger RNA, 4032 nt
Organism: Salarias fasciatus (jewelled blenny)
Lineage: Eukaryota; Metazoa; Chordata; Actinopteri; Blenniiformes; Blenniidae
Product: kinesin-like protein KIF14
Exons: 28
Coding region: 1-3939 (1312 amino acids)
Biological process (GO): microtubule-based movement
Molecular function (GO): microtubule motor activity; microtubule binding; ATP binding
Source: RefSeq, a predicted model, not a curated record
AUGCCAGGUAUGGAGAGAGACGAGAGGUCGGCGUGUGAAGAACCUCCUGAUCACAACCGCCAGGUAAACAGGACCUAUGUCGUCUCCGAGCUGUCGAACGGCAAACUAACCCUUCAGAGGAGAUCACGAAGAAACACCGGGACUGAAUCAGCCGAGAAACUAACGGCGGAGAACAGCCAGAACACCACUCCAGCUCCGGAGAAAAGACUGACACUGCAGCGCAGAAUGAGGACAAACUCUGCGUGUAAAGACACUCCGGAUAGCCAGGGAAUUCUCAGUGAAAUAAACGGCAGGACACCGUCCUCCUUCAACCUGGUCAGUGAACGCAAGAUCACCUGGCAACCCAAGGGGGCGGGUACAAUUGCACCUUCAUCCACAGGAAGCCCGGUGAUUGGUCAGGCCUCAGUAUUUAAAACUCCCGGGAAACAGACUCAGGUUGAGCCAGUCUCCCAGCAGUUCCACGAGAAUCCUCCAAGAGCCGCAGUCUUGAGCAGACCUUCGCACGACCAAGACUCCUUUCAGCUGGUUCACACCGACAGCAUCAGCAUGGACAGCGCUGCCAUCACCGUAGCCGUCCGAGUGCGCCCGUUUAACACCAGGGAAAAGAACACACAACCGGCCAUCGACAUCACUGACCAGGAGACAAUAAUCAGAAACCCUGAAACAAAGCAGAGUUUCUCCUUUAACUUUGACUUUGCCUUCUCCUCAACUGAUGAAGCGGACCCUGCCUUUGCCAGUCAGCAAACAGUCUACGAAAAAAUUGCCAGACCUCUCCUCCAGAAAGCUUUGGAAGGAUUUAAUGUCUGCAUAUUUGCGUAUGGACAUACUGGCUCUGGCAAAUCAUACACAAUCAUGGGCACUGAAGAGAGUCCUGGAAUCAUUCCACGAUUCUGCCAGGAACUUUUUUCAAAACUGACCGUCAUGGAAGACGAAGGGGUCAAAAGUGUUUUGGAGUUGAGUUACUCAGAAAUUUACAAUGAAAAGAUUUAUGACCUGCUUUCCACAAGUGCUGACCCGAAGUCCAACAACAACCGAAAAAUUCCUCUGAAGGUGAGGACGCACCCCAAGCAUGGCACCUAUGUUGCUGAGCUGUCCACGAAUCUGGUGAAGUCAGAAAGUGACAUCCUGGGCUGGUUGGCACUAGGCAACAAAUGGAAAGCCACAGCUUCAACCUUCAUGAACGAAAAGAGUUCAAGGUCACACUCGAUUUUGACUUUGGUGUUGAAGCAGACGAAGACCGAGUUCGUGGAAGGACAACAUCACAGCCAUUGUGUGACUAGCAGAAUUCACUUGGUAGAUCUUGCGGGCAGUGAGCAGUUGCGCGCCUCUCAAGAUGGCGACCGCUUCCAGGAAUGUCGAAAUAUCAAUAGAUCUCUUCUCACGUUUGGGAAGGUGAUAACAGCAUUAUCUUUGAAGUCACAGGACAAGGCGGCCUUCAUCCCAUACCGGGACUCCCUUCUGACAUGGCUGCUGAAAGACAGCCUGGGUGGGAACUCACAGACGGCUUUGAUUGCCACUGUCAGCCCGGCGGUGAGCUGUUUCACUGGAACUUUGAGCACACUGAGAUUCGCUCAGAAGACCAGCAAAGUCAUCAACAAGGUCAACAUCAAUCAGGACGACAGCUCCAAGUUAAUCUCAGAGCUCAAAGCAGAAAUCGGCAAACUAAGGAAUAUGCUGAGGAAUCCCCACACUGAUAUGCAUCAAGUCAGCCGUUUAGAGAAGGAGGUUUUAAGGCUGAAGCGGAAACUCCUGGAGCGGGAUCAUGAAAUCUCUGAAGCCAACCGAGCCCAGGAGGAGAAACAUCAGAGAGCUGAAGCUCGUAAACGGAGAGAGACUCUGGUGUUGCAGACUGUCGGCGUAACCUUUGAAAGGGACAACACAUUUCCCUGUCUUGUCAAUCUCAACGAGGAUGCUCAGCUCUCAGAGACGCUCGUAUAUGCCAUCAAAAACGGCAAGAACACAGUGGGAAACAUGUGCCAGGAUAUCCAGUUGAGCGGAGGACUGGUUGCAGACCACCACUGUGUCCUGUAUAAUCUGACUGAUAAAGUCAGCAUCAUCCCGUGUGAAAAUGCAAAGACGUACAUCAAUGGAAACAACAUAACAGAGUCCACCCUGCUUCAUAACGGCGAUAGAAUCAUCCUCGGUGGCAGCCACUACUUUAGAUUCCACCAUCCCAGGGAGAUGGAAUCAUCGAGCUCCCUUCACGAUUUUGAAUUUGCUCGGAAUGAACUCCUGGCUGCUCUAAAUCCUGCACUUCAAGAAGGCAUCGAAGAGGCCAACAUGAAUGCAAAAAAAGAAAUGCUGAAGGGAAUUGAGGCAGCACAAGAACUGGCUCAGAAAGAGACAGCCCACGGAACAGAAGCAUUAAAGAGCCAGAGUGCACAGGGUGCCACAAAGCACAUGGUCCCCUCUAAAAUCAUUGCUGCGCUGGAGGAGGAGAAGAACAAGCUCUCCCAAGUCCUGGAGGAACAAGCUCAAAAAAUGCUGAGCAAAGAAAAACUUCAAAGAGUCCCCGAUUGGCAAAUGAAACUCCACCUAAUGAUUGAAGAGGCAAAUACCAUCUGCAAAAGGAGAAACAACAACUUGGUCUUCAGCAGGUACGAAGUUGGAGACAGCAGCAGCACCCAGAGCACUGAGACUAUGAUCCGCAUUCGGCAUACAGUCCAGGGAGUCGCCACGCUCUGUAGUGUUGACACAUUCAUUGAAAAAAUGAUCGCUCUGAGGGAGCUGGAGCAGGAGGGUGCUGCAUCAAAAGAUGAGUUUUAUGACCCUUUUGAUGAGUGGGAGCAUGACCUGUCAGCACCAUCCCCUGGCCUCUCAAACCUCUCUCAACCAAGGAAGAGGAAGCUCGUGGAACGCUUCUAUGAGAAGCAGGUUCGGAGGCUUAGCCAGACUGCAUCGCAAAGUGCUGGUGCAGCCGCACCAGUCACCACUGCCAGCCCUGUGAACAGCUUACCUGCAGUUUGCAUGGACCUCAUUCGCCAAUCCAUCUUCCGUCUGAGUGACUGCAGCACGGCAGCGAAGACGAUGGCCGACAAACUGGUCACUAAUCUGCAGUCCAUCUUCUCAGCGGCACAGACGUUAACAAAGCAGUAUAACAACCUUGACCGUGACAACACAGACAGUGCGUUUGGCAGUGAGGAGGCCCAGAGGGCACUGGUAACGGGCACGGCUGCCCUGGACAGUGCCGGGUUCUCAUGGAUGCAGUGGCUGGGGAGUAUCGAGCCCUCGUCUGGGACAACUUACCUGUUGGCCGAAAAACUCAAACACCAAAUUAAAAUAAUGGGAGACUACCUCCUUAUGGCUAUCAAGGGCUGCGAAUCAGACGUGAGAAUGUUUGUGACACAGGUGGACCAUGAAAUCGGUGCAGGCCUGCAGGCCGCACUGAUGACUGUUGGCCAACUUGUAGCCUUACUCAACACACCUUUGGACACGAUGGUCCCAGGCACGCAGGCCAUAGGCCAGGGCAUCCUGAAGGGUGUACACGGCCUAUUUAGAGAGACCUUCACGGCCUGCACAGACAUGUUGUCAAAGGUGUUGGAAAGCAGUCCUAAAAACAUCAUCCAGCAGAGAAUAAAACUACAAGCCACUGAUGCAGCACAUAACAUGCAAAAAUAUUUCAAUCACAUCAUUGAGGAACUGGAAUUGUUGGAUGAGGAACAUGUAUCUUUUCGAACCGACGAUCUGAAGACUCUGUCCUCCAUCGCAUUCAAGCUCAGGCAGGGAGUCAGACGACUGCAUGCCUCCAUUUCUGCAGCAUUGCAGGGAAGAGACUACAGGGAGCUGAUUGGUUCAGCUGAUCAUAUUGCAAAGCUGACCUCUGACCUUUUGAGCAUCAAGUUGCCAUCCGUCCAUCUGAACCUCCCGCUUGCGCAGCUGCUAUCAUCAUCAUUGCAGAGAAUCAGCCGGGACUGCGAAAGCAUGCUAACUCAAGUAUAAUCAUCUACUUGGGGAAAAAAAAGUAUGUGGGGGGGCAGAGUUCUGAAAGCCAGUGCUGUUAAAAAUUACAGAUCUGUGUAAAUAUUGCACUUC